UCUUCUCUUCUCGCGAGAGGUUGUGUGGGGCGCGGCCGAGCGUCGGGGCCUGAGCGUCGGACGCCGACCAUGGCGGACACCGACCCCAAGACGGUGCAGGACCUCACGGCUGUGGUGCAGACGCUCCUCCAGCAGAUGCAGGACAAAUUCCAAACCAUGUCCGACCAGAUCAUUGGAAGAAUCGACGACAUGAGCUGUCGCAUCGACGAUCUGGAAAAGAACAUCGCCGACCUCAUGACGCAGGCAGGCGUGGAAGAGCUGGAGGGUGAAAACAAGACGCCCGCUACCCACAAGAGCUGAAGGUGAGGCCGCUCCGGUGAAGUCUCGAUAGGUCGCUAAAAAUUUGCAGUGAAUUCUGGAAUGUUUUUUUUUACGAGCCAGAAGUAACAGAACAGCUCUUUGCUAUUAACUGCUGUGUGCAAGGUGUUUUUAUAUUGUUAUAGAGCUUGCCUUCCUAGCGUAUACUAAAUAGGUAAAAUUUCAGACCGGUCGAUAUUUUCGUUUCUUGUACGUGGUAGUUUCACUUACAGUGGGCAAAAUAAGUUAUGUUAUUAAACUAACGCUGAAACUGUUCAAUUUUUGGGUGUAUUUUUUCGUGAAGCCAUGUUUUUCCCGUCCUCGAUCUUCUGUAAUGAUCUCAGCUUGAUGGCUAAAAUUGCCGUUGGUAAUUUUCCCUAGAAACGUAUUAACUUUUCGAUGGUAGAUUUUCUUUGUGAAGUAAAACACUAGAGUUUAGAGGUCUUUUAAUUCUCCACGUAAAACGCUCGUUGUGCUAAUUUACAAGCGAAUGAUUGAAAUAUUUUUAAAGCAGACGAGAAAAGCGGGGAAGAAUUUCUGUGACUCCUUUUUUUCCCAAAAUAUUCAACACUGCUAGAUGGCCACGAUGGAAAACCGCACGAAGAGUGUCCUGCCUGGCUCUGAGAGGAUGCCGAAGUUGACUGACAGAGUAACUUCUGUUGUUUUUUUGAACGUUGGAAAAAGAAUGGUAUCGAGAAAAUUUCGGAACCCGUUAACUCCAGAAGUGUCAGGACCUGUUCUGCGUUCGAACGGUGACCUUGUAUAAUGACGAAUCGAGUUUUUAGACGGGCAGUACGGUACUUCGCUCCUUAAGCUACCUUCUCUCCCGAGAAUGCCCAGAGCGCGCUAAACCUAGCGGGGGUUUUCAACUUUACUCCCGUACUUCGGAGAUUGACUGGGCGUAGCUGUGGGUGUCUGCAGGGGAAGAAGAGAGAACUGGCGUCAUAAAAUGGUAAUUUCACGGAUCGGAAACAAUCGGUACCUUUAGCGUACUGUCAGGUUUACAAGAAAUAUCGUUUCGUUUACCUUUUUCUUAUACCUGGGCCGAAUUAAAUACUUUCCUAAAAAGAAUACGGGGGGUGAGGAAUAUCAGACGUUCUUCCACGUAGAGCGCGUGCGUCGCCUUACAGUGAGUAGGCGAGAGACCGAUUUCUCGGCCUUCUCCUGAAGGGGACCUGUGUGAUGGGUAGAGCAAUGUGAGCUUAUGUGAACGUAAGAAGAAUUUGUCAAGGUGAAAUGACAUUGGCCAGUGGAGUGUCACCCGCCUAUAUGAAGUCGGGAUAGAUUAAGGGAACAUUCUGUGAUCGUGGGAAACAUCCUGUAUCACCAGCCUUGGGUUUCUUGUACUGUUAUAAAUCUGUAAUAAAAUUCCAAAGUGGUAUCUUA
Molecule: messenger RNA, 1683 nt
Organism: Ornithorhynchus anatinus (platypus)
Lineage: Eukaryota; Metazoa; Chordata; Mammalia; Monotremata; Ornithorhynchidae
Gene: HSBP1
Product: heat shock factor binding protein 1
Exons: 4
Coding region: 70-300 (76 amino acids)
Biological process (GO): cellular heat acclimation
Cellular component (GO): nucleus; cytosol
Molecular function (GO): transcription corepressor activity
Source: RefSeq, a predicted model, not a curated record